UGUCCAUGGGGUAUAUAGCAGAGAGGGAGAGAGUGAGUUGGCCCAAAGGAGGAGCUGCCCUAUCCAUCAGCGGUCGUCCAAAGAACAGGAUAUUAUAUCACCAUGGCCCUCUCGCACCGCAUUUGGAUUGCUCUAUUUCUUUUCCCGGCGGUGACAAGGGACAUCGGAGUGUUUGGUAGGGCCGUGGAAAAGUUGGGAUUCCAGUCACAUUCCCAGCAAACUCCAGCGGAAUCCUCCGGACUAACUUUACGCACGGACGCGCCGGGGCGCUGGAGGCGCGGGGUCGCGGAGACGCGCCUGGAGCGGUGCUUGGAGCUGGUGGCGCCGUGGCUGCAAAACACACAAGCUCCCGAGGAUAACGCAACGCUGUUGCACCUCCGCUUUCGGCCCUUUUCCCCGAGAGCCUCCCGCUACUCCGUUUUCCCCGGAAAACCCCUCUUUAGCUUCGUCCGACGGGUUUACCACUGCUGUCAAGAAGGAGUAAACUGCAGGAACGUAAAAGGAAUUCAAGGUCGAUUGAGAGGAGGCACAGACGUGGAGUUCUUCCUCACCAGGGAGGUUUUGUCGUUGACGAUCACGAGAGCCGAGCUUCACCUCCAGCUCUCCAACCCACAACAUUUGGAUAUCUACCCUGUGCUUUCAUCCCUGGCAAAGCAGGACCUACCUACAAGGUACAGCUCGGGGUCAAAGGGCAGCACGGUGGAGCUGAGGGUAGAUCUGCUGUUGCUCUUGCAGAAUCUGAAAGAGGGCAGCGUGGGAGGAGUUCCCAGCUUGGAGAACAUGCGGCGGACGGCCUUUUCUUCCGGCAGGCAUCCACCAGGAGAAAGGCCUGCUUCUGGGGCUCUGCAGGACACCGAUGCUGCUGAUGUGUUGGGGGAUGGGGUGGCCGGCGCGCUGCCUGCUCUGGAGCUGGGCCUGAUCCUGGGCUGCAGGCAGGCCACAGCGUGGGUGUCCUGUGGAACGGGCGGUGUUCACCUGCUGCACACACCCUUCGUGGCUCUGUACUACAGGUGAAGUCAAACCGGGACUGGACAUUUCAACGGGUGAAUGCUUCCCCCCCCCCCCUCAACUGAAAAGCCUGAGAGCUUACAAGUAAAUGAUGCACUUCAACUUCUAAUUAAUUUAUAAAUGUAAUUUUUUGUAAAAUAUGUUAAUAGUCAAUAUGAUAUACUGUAUCUUUAUGGAGUUCUUUGGUUAUUAAAGCUUGAUCUAACAAUGCCUCGUGACAUAAGUGUUUGUGGACAUGAUUCAGUCUGCUUGGUUCAGCUGUUCCUCUUUUGGAAAUUCAAUGCCUUUCAGAUACGUAGUUCUAUUUAAAGAGGUUUGUGGGUAAAGGUGGAGAAACAGCACCUGGACAAAGGGCUUCGACAUGUGCUGUGAACACGCUGAACUUAGCUCUUCGAAAUUAUGCAUUUUAAUUGCAUAAAUAUUUGACCUGAGAACAGUGAGAAGUAAUUUUUUUCACAUGGAUUUUUAUUUUUGUUCAACCAAUUCC
This is a messenger RNA of Pungitius pungitius (ninespine stickleback), 1495 nucleotides long. RefSeq lists its product as uncharacterized. The record is from RefSeq and is a predicted model, not a curated record. NCBI's taxonomy places the organism in Eukaryota, Metazoa, Chordata, Actinopteri, Perciformes, Gasterosteidae. The transcript is spliced from 3 exons. The coding region runs from base 103 to 1014 and encodes 303 amino acids.